This is a messenger RNA of Trichoderma aggressivum f. europaeum, 1473 nucleotides long. RefSeq lists its product as uncharacterized. The record is from RefSeq and is a predicted model, not a curated record. Gene Ontology annotation, biological process: ubiquitin-dependent endocytosis. Gene Ontology annotation, molecular function: protein-macromolecule adaptor activity; ubiquitin protein ligase binding. NCBI's taxonomy places the organism in Eukaryota, Fungi, Ascomycota, Sordariomycetes, Hypocreales, Hypocreaceae. Bases 1 to 1473 code for a protein of 490 amino acids. Gene Ontology annotation, cellular component: cytoplasm; plasma membrane; cytosol. The transcript has a single exon.
AUGCCCCACCUCGUCUCCAGCUUCCUGCGCAGCUCGUCGGGAACAAUCCCUCACAUCAAGGCCGUCUCGCGGUCUCGAAACACGUCGAGGAGCAACUCUCGCAGUGCAUCCCGCAACACUAGCCCCCAUGCCUCGGACAGCGAAGAUCGCCAUGCCGUCAAGAUGCCUGACCUCGCCGAAGCCAUCAAGAAGCACCACCGCCUGUCGCUGCACUUUGGCCGAUCCGCCUCCAAGGAGCGCCAACAGCACGUUCCCUACUCUCCCGUCGUGAUUGACUGGAGCGUCGAGAGCCCGCCCGUCGUCUUCCACGGCAACGCUGAGGAGAGCACCGGCGCUCUGGUCUCGGGGCAGAUCUACCUCGACAUCAAGGAGGACUUGGUGGACGUUGAGAGCUUCACAGCCAGCCUCAACCUGGUCGUCACCCACAAGCGGCCAUUCCAGAACAACUGCAGCGAGUGUCAGACUCAGUCAACCGAGGUCGAGAAGCUGAGGCUGUUGGCUCACCCCGUUCCUCUGCGCAAGGGCAAGCACCAGUUCCCCUUCUCCAUCUUGCUGCCUGGCAAUCUCCCAGCCUCAAUGGACACACCCGUUGUCUCCAUUAGCUACGUGAUGAACGCCGAGGCGCAAUUCCUCACUGCUCCCACAACGCCCGAGGGCACAAGCUCCAUCAUAACCACCAAAUUCGAGCGCAUCAUCGAUGUCAAGCGGGCUCUCCCCGAGCCUCUCUACCCCCACAACUCGGUCCGCGUCUUCCCUCCGACCAACAUCAAGGCCGCCGCCAGCUACGUCUCUGUCAUUCACCCAUCAGGCAAUAACAAGAUGACCCUCAAGCUCGACGGGCUCGUGACCCACAACGAGAGGGUCAAGACGGUUGACCUGUGGAAGCUGAAGAAGCUUACCUGGAAGUUGGAGGAGACCAUCAAGACAGUUGCACCCGCUUGCGAGAAGCACAACCCUGGCCUCGCCGAGUCUGCCAACAAGGGCCUGCCCCGAAGCGAAACCCGCGUCAUCGGCGAGAAGCACCUCACCGAGGGCUGGAAAUCCGACUACACCGGCGCGGACGGCAUCGUCGACAUGGAAUUCGAAUUCUGUGUCAACCAGCUCAAGCCGCACUCCCACGCCCUCAAGUACGCUUGCGAUACCAAGACUCAAGACGGAACAGAAGUGACCCACUCUCUGCUGCUGGAGUUGGUUGUCUCGAAGGAAUAUGCACAAGAGGGCAAGACACACAUCUCGCACCAGACUGGCACCGGCCGGAUUCUGCGAAUGCACUUUGCCGUCGUCUUGACUGACAACGGCGGCCUGAGCGUCAGCUGGGACAACGAAGCGCCUCCGGUUUACCAGGAUGUGCCUCCCAGCCCUCCCGAAUAUGCUCAGGAUGAGCUCCCCAUCGAGUACGACGACCUCGAAGAACUAGUUGCCGCAAGGGCGACGGCACCCAACAGCCGAAGGGGUAGCCAAGAAUUAGCAUGA